This is a messenger RNA of Necator americanus (New World hookworm), 2796 nucleotides long. RefSeq lists its product as uncharacterized. Bases 1 to 2796 code for a protein of 931 amino acids. The transcript has 2 exons. The record is from RefSeq and is a predicted model, not a curated record. Gene Ontology annotation, molecular function: catalytic activity. NCBI's taxonomy places the organism in Eukaryota, Metazoa, Nematoda, Chromadorea, Rhabditida, Ancylostomatidae.
AUGGCGAUCUGUACUUAUAACGCACGUACGCUUGCAUCGGAAGCGGCCAUCGAAGAUCUGAUGAUGCAAGCCAAGAAGAUCAAGCACGACGUCAUCGGACUGACCGAGACGAGACGACGUCACUCUCUCAACGCUGUAUUUGAAACUGGAGAAGAACUGUUCUUAGGAACAUGCGACAGUAGAGGUGUUGGUGGAGUUGGCGUCCUCGUCAACACGAGUAUGGCAAAGAACAUCGACUCUUUUGAACAACUUACGACCCGAAUCGGACGUCUGCGGAUGAGAAGAUGUGGACCAACACCAGCUUUGACUAUCUUCGUCGCUUACGCUCCAACAUCGAGCUACGAAGAAGAAAAAGUCGAAGCUUUCUAUAUGGACCUGGAGAAGUUCUACCGAGAAGACCAUGCCUUCUACAAGGUCAUAAUUGACGAUUUCAACGCCAAGGUUGGCCCAAGAAGAACGCCGGAGGAACUUCACAUCGGGACCCACGGCCUACAAUGGAAUGACCAGGGGGAGAGGCUCUCCGAGUUCAUCAUGACGACUAAGACCAUCCAUGGGAACUCGCAAUUCCAGAAGCCCUCCUCUUUACGCUGGACGGUGGAGUCACCCGGUGGAGGGUACCGUAAUGAAAUAGACCACAUCAUCGUCAAUAAAAGGUUCUGCCUGACGGACGUCGGUGUUGUACCAAAGUUCUAUACGGGAUCGGACCAUCGCCUCCUCCGAGGAAGAUUUCCCUUCACAAGGAGAGCAGAGAAAGCCGCCAAGUUCAGAGAGAGAAAUCCCAGGACUACCAUCAACUGGGAUCUCUUCGCUACGCUAGCCGGCUUUUGGGAAGAUUCCGCAAUGGACAACAUCGACGAGGAAGAUGACCGGCUUGUUGAACACCUUCACGACUGCGCGAAGAAGGCUGAGAGUUUUAAAACCACCAAGAGGCGCCUGUCUCUUGAAACUCUUGAGCUGAUACGCCAGCGUGGAGCAGCACGGGCCGCAGGGAACCAAGAACUCACGUCCGAGCUCGCAAGGCUUUGCAGAGAGGCGAUAAAGGAAGACCUUAAAGAGAGAAGAGCAGAAGUGCUGGCUGAAGCUGCAGAGGUGGGGAAAAGCAUCCGCUAUGCCCGUCGAGACUUCGCCAGUCACAAGCCGAGGAUGACUGCUCUCCGGAACCCAAAGGGAACAGCCAUUGCAUCGGGAAGAGGAAUGGAGAAAAUCAUCUACGACUUCUACUCUGAUCUCUUCGACAGCCAUGUCCACUUGCCUCUUCCCCAUCUGAGGGAAGACGGACAAGUCAUUCCAGAAGUUCUCCCGUCCGAAAUACGACAUGCUAUCAUGUCGGUAAGAAAUCGUACGGCACCUGGUCCUGACAGAAUAAGACCAGAACACCUGAAGAGCCCUCCGCCAGCACUCAUCAACACCCUGGCGAGGCUCUUUACACGUUAUCUGUCGGAAUGCAAGGUUCCUAAACAGUGGAAAACCAGCAAGACCGUGUUGUUGUAUAAAAAGGGAGAUCCACAUGACGUCGGCAACUAUCGUCCAAUCUGCCUACUGUCCGUCAUCUACAAGCUCUUUACAAGAGUAAUCCUUAAUAGGAUUGAAAAAGUCCUGGAUGAAGGACAGCCAUGCGAGCAAGCAGGUUUUCGAAAAGUAUUCAGCACGAUUGACCACAUUCACACUGUUUCGAAACUCAUCGAGGUAUCACGAGAGUACAAGAUGCCGCUCUGUCUCACCUUCAUCGACUUGAAGAAAGCCUUCGACUCAGUUGAGACGGAAGCGGUCGUGGAAGUCUUGGACAACCAAGGCGUCCCUACUCAGUACAUAAAGGUACUUCGAGAGUUGUACAGUAACUUCACGACCGGAAUUUCGCCAUUCUACAAGAACAUCAUCAUUGACGUGAAGACCACCCUCGAGAACGCAAUGCGAAAAUUGGAAUGGGACGACAUGGGAGUGAAAGUUGAUGGUCGGCAGCUACACCAUUUGCGCUUUGCUGAUGACAUCGUACUGAUAACACCUAGCAUCAGCCAAGCGGAACGAAUGCUGACCGAAUUCGACGAAACAUGUGGAUGCAUCGCUCUUCAGCUGAAUCUACAAAAGACGAUGUUCAUGCGGAACGGAUGGGUCUCGGAUGCCCCAUUCACGCUCAACGGAACGAACAUAUCCGAAUGCACCAGCUACGUUUAUCUGGGUCGGGAACUGAACAUGAUGAACGACCUGACCCCCGAGCUGGGUAGGAGGAGACGAGCGGUUCGGGGAGCGUACAAGAGCAUCGAGGAUGUAGUGAAGAAGACCAGGAACACCCGGAUCCGUGCUCACCUCUUCAAUACCAUCGUACUUCCUGUUUUGACCUAUGCUUCGGAAACCUGGGCAUUUCGCAAGCAGGAAGAAAACGCGGUGAGCGUCAUUGAACGCGUAAUUGAGAGAGUGAUGCUAGGAGUAUCCCGUUCCACGCAAGUGAGGGACGGGAUUCGAAAUUCUCUCCUACGUCAACGAUCGAAGAUUAGAGACGCCGCCGCGUUUGCCAAGGAAAGUAAAAUAAGGUGGGCCGGACACGUGAUGCGCUUUAAUGACAACCGUUGGACCAAAGCUGUGAGCGACUGGGUUCCCCGCGAUAUUAAGCGCACUACAGGAAGACCGCCGACCCGAUGGUCAGAUUUCUUCACGAAGUCCAUCAAAGAAAAAUAUGAUGCUCUUCGUGUCCCACGCGAAAGGAGGAACCACUGGGCUACUCUGGCACGCGAUCGGGACAAAUGGAAGAAUUACUGGCGCCCGCUCUACCAGUUCGAAGAUCAACGGGAGUCAAGGUGA